Aspergillus alliaceus is the source of this 942-nucleotide messenger RNA. RefSeq lists its product as uncharacterized. The annotation marks the transcript as partial. The record is from RefSeq and is a predicted model, not a curated record. The transcript is spliced from 2 exons. NCBI's taxonomy places the organism in Eukaryota, Fungi, Ascomycota, Eurotiomycetes, Eurotiales, Aspergillaceae.
GGUGGGUUUAAACCCGUAUAAACCCAUGAUGCUUUGUGGGAUUCGGGUACUUCCGCCGAUAUCUGUCCCAAAUCCCAGGAGGGAGCCAUGCAAUGCUAACAAGGCCGCUUCACCCCCGGUAGAGCCUCCCGGCGUCAAUUGAGGUUACGCGGGUUAACCGUCAGGCCCCAGAGAGGAUUUUCGGUUUCAGCCCACUUUCACCAAGGUCAGCUCAUGGAAAGCUCCAGCCAAAUUCAUUUGAAUAGACAGACCAUGAUACUCUGGGGCAAGUUCGUCUUUGCCAAUAUGAUAGCUCCCAUAUCCCUCAGCAUCUGUACUAGAACUGCAUCCUCUGUAGCGGGAGCAGACGAACGCCCUACAUAUCCCAAGGUGGUAUCUACACCUCUAAUGUUGAAUUGAUCUUUCAACGUGACUGGAACACCGUGAAGUGGACCUUUGAGAUGACCAGUUUCUUGGAAUAUAUUAUCCAGUGCUCGAGCCUGGGCCAAAGCAUCUUCAAAAACCACUUCUGUAAUGCAAUUUGUCCCACUAGUUGGUGUGCUAUUACGGCCCUGCAAAGGUGAGAUUAAUCCAUUUUAUCCGUGUAAUUGGAAAUAAAUAGAUAAGUCAAAGGGACCCAGCAAUCACCUUCCGAUAUAAGCGAGAACCACAUUUUCGGCAGUGAAUCUCCCUUUCCUCAACUGUUCGACUAAAGUAGAAACAUUGUUGAUAUCCGCGAUUUCUUGGGCUUCCGGGUUGCUAUGGAUACGCGAACAUUCCUGGAAGCCGCUGAUCCACAUCAGAGACCAUAUAUGGUUUUAGGGUUUCGUUCCGCAUGGAUUUUUUUCGGAAAGCAGUUUGCUCCCAUGAUGGAGGGAUAUUCAUUAUGCACAGGAGUGGUGUAUUAGACUAUGGAGAUGGAUGCACUGGAGAUCUGUAUCGCUAAAUAACCGCCGAAACAAG